AUGUCUCCGCUGGCGCGAAUCCGGAGUAUCUACGCCCCCUAUUUCGGGCUUCCUCGUCAGCUGUUCACCCUGACCCGCCAACUCCUGACUAAAGUGGUUGUCCAGGAGGGAGACAUGUUUGACUUUAAAACACUGAGCACUUUCAGGAACUAUGAGCUGGCAUUCACUGGGGGAGUGGAGUUUGAAGAGUACACCAAGGGACUAGACAAGAGAAAUGUGAAGUUUGGUGACAAGCUUCUUUGCGUCCAGAAAGGGGAGAAAGUCAAUAGUGGCUGGAAGCACUGGACGGUUUUUAUCUGA
Molecule: messenger RNA, 300 nt
Organism: Phyllopteryx taeniolatus (common seadragon)
Lineage: Eukaryota; Metazoa; Chordata; Actinopteri; Syngnathiformes; Syngnathidae
Product: retinol-binding protein 2-like
Exons: 4
Coding region: 1-300 (99 amino acids)
Biological process (GO): fatty acid transport
Cellular component (GO): nucleus; cytosol
Molecular function (GO): fatty acid binding
Source: RefSeq, a predicted model, not a curated record